AUGAUGCCCAAAUAUCUCUGUAUUUUUUCCCCACUUAUUGUGCCUGUUUUUCUCUGUGCCGUUCAUUUCGAUUUGUUUUUGUGGCAAUCUUUCUGUCAAUUCUUUUCUUUCAAGGUGGUCCAUUAUUCUUAUUCAUUGUCAUUCCUUAUGUCCAUUUCUUUCUUUCUUUUCUCUUUUUCUUUCUUUCUUUUCUCUUUUUCUUUCUUUCUUUUUUCUUUCUUUCUAUGCAAUAUUCCUUAUCAAAUUUUUCUUUCAUUCUUUUUUCUUUUCUUUCUUUCUUUCUUUCUUUCUUUCUUUUUUUUCUUUUUUUUAUUUUCGGAAAAUGUUCCUUUUCUAUUCUGUUCAUCUUUUUCUUUCUUCUUUGCCUCAUUUUUCUUUCUUUCUUUUUAUUUUUCUUUCUUUUCUAUCUGGUUUUUUCUUUCUUUUCUUUCUUUCUUCCUUUCUUUCUUUCUUUUCAUUUUUUUUUUAAUUUCUGAAAAUAUUCGCUUUUCUCUAUCUGGUCUCUCAAUAUUUCUUUCUUUUCUUUCUUCCUUUUCUUUCUUUCUUUUUUAUUUCUUUUUUUCUUUUUCCUUUUCUCUAUCUGGUCUCUCAAUAUUUCUUUCUUUUCUUUCUUUCUUCCUUUCUUUCCUAAUUUCUUUCUUUUUUAUUUUCGUAAGUUCAUCUCUUUUCUCUAUCUGUUCGCUCAUUUUUCUUUCUUUCUUUCUUUCUUUUUUAUUUUCGGAAAAUGUUCGCUUUUCUCUAUCUGGUCUCUCAAUAUUUCUUUCUUUUCUUUCUUUCUUCCUUUCUUUCUUAAUUUCUUUCUUUUUUAUUUUCGUAAGUUCAUCUCUUUUCUCUAUCUGUUCGCUCAUUUUUCUUUCUUUCUUUCUUUCUUUCUUUCUUUCUUUCUUUCUUUAA
Messenger RNA from Acanthosepion pharaonis, 894 nucleotides. NCBI's taxonomy places the organism in Eukaryota, Metazoa, Mollusca, Cephalopoda, Sepiida, Sepiidae. The record is from the annotation of a GenBank genome assembly.